AUGCUGCGCCGCCGCGUGGAUGCGGGGUUGCCGCUGCUCUCCACCGUUGCGGUGCAGAAGCGGUACUCCUUCAAGUACGCAACGAAGCUGCAGCACGACGAGAUGCGGCAGCCCUUCUACAUCCACGAAAAGCGCUACGGUAUCUUUAGCAAUGAGAACAACAUCAAGAAGGCCCGCCGCGGCCUGCCAUUCAUCACGCCGCUUUAUACACGCCACAUGAAUCUCUGGGAGACCGACACGGACGCGAGGAACAACCGCUUCUUCCGCGGCUACGUCUUUGGCCAACGCGAGCUGCACCAGCUGCUGGGCCGCCCGCACGGCUUCGAGGCGGACAACCCCGACGGGAGCAACGGCCUCUCGGGAUAUGAGCAGAGCACCGACCAGCGCUACAAGGGGCUGCCGCGGCCGGCCAUCACAAACUUGCACUACGAGCCGGAGUGGCGCUACACGCUCUACCGCGCUUCCGCACACGGGGCGCAGCUGUCGAACCCGCGCAGCCCGCUGACAGCGGAGGUGCUGGGGGAGGAGCUUGUCAAGCUGCGCGACAUCAAGAGCUUCGAGCACUGCAAGGCGUGGUUCGACCGCCUGCAGUAUCUCAUCAAGCUGCAUUACGACGCGGUGGGAGACAUUGGGGAGUUUAAAUCCCGCCACACGCAGCACGUGCAUGAGUUCUUUGUCGCCUUUCACGACGCGCUGAGCAGCUUCGACUUCCAGGACACAUACCUGCUGGAGCAGUUCAACGCCGCACGCCCGCCGGAGUUGCAGGAUCUCUUUGGCGUAUUCCUCGACAUGGAGGCGAACUACGUGCACGAGGACCACUGCCCCCGCUGCAGCCUGCCGUACAGCACCACACGCUACUGCGGUGAGGGAGACACGAACACGCCGUUUCGGAAGCACCGUGGGCGGUGGGCGCCGCAUCAGCGGUGGGGCCGCGAGUGGUACGCCGUCGUGGCGCGUCGUGCAGAAGCGUUGUGGUACCGCGCAACGGAGGACCCGUACUUCGGCACGCCGCAGCACACGCAACGCCAGGCGGAGGCGCUGCUGCGUGUGUACGUGCAGACCAAGCAGCGCGGGAAGGCCAUCGACUUCAUGAACGUGCUGCGGGGAAGCAAGGAGUUUCUCACCGGAGCCAUCACCAUCACAUCAGGGAUGCAGGAGUCGUACGAUCGCCUCCUCGACACAACGCCGCACCCGCAUCUUCUCACCAACGGCUUCACGCUGGAGAGCAACGCGGCGCGGUACACCGGGGAGGUGCAGAAGGCGCCACUCUCGCCGCUGCAGUUCCGCAUUGACAUGGAGAUGAAUAAAUACCGCCGCCAGCAGAAGGAGGAGGGCGUUGUGCGAGUGCCGCCAGCGCUGUGGCGCCUCGACACGUCUGCGAUUGUCCCGUAUAACGUGGACCCAAAGAGCAAGCGCAUCAUCAACUGGCGCGAGGUGAAGGAGGGCAUUGAAAAGUCCUUCCUCUCGACAGGGCUUCCGAAGGAGGCGUACACCGGCAGCGAGUGGCGGGAGAUGCUGCACCUCAGCGCUGUCAUUGCCGGCCGUGCGGAGAAGGCGGCAGAGCUGGAGCGGCAAUUAGCAGCGGACCGGGCCAAGCUGUCCAGUAACACAAAGGCAACCGCAGGCGGCAGCAGUAGUAGUAGUGGUGGUGGUGGUGGUAGCAUUAUAUUCCCAGACAAGGACGGUUUUCAACUCUUCGACACCACUACGGCCUCAUUGAAACCGUUUGGAGUUAGUCAAUCCGGCGCGGUGUUUCAGGCCAUCGCACCAACGUACCCGACGCCUGCUUCUGUGCCGUAUAACGACCCUGUGCACGGCAAACAGUUCGUGUUCGACACAACACGGGAAGCGUGCCACGUCUUUGGUGGCUUUGAGCACGGUGACCGGCUCCUCAUUCGCGCCCAUGGCACGAGCAACAGCAGCCAUAGUAAGAAUAGUGAGGACGAGGUGGUGGUAGUGGGCGUGAGCAAGGACGGCACCGACGCGGAGUGGCAGCUGUGCGCCAUGUACGCCGACCCGGUUCGGCAGCGAGAGCGUGGACUUGUGCUGCUCGGCACGGACUGUGUCGACAUCCGUGAGCGAUGGGCGUCGCUGCGCUACGCCGCUGGUCCACACGUGAAGGGGCGUGUCACAGUGCUCGAGCCGCAGCGCACCGCACGGGAGGAGUUCAUGGGGCAAAUCGUUGGUGUCCGUGAUGGAGUGCUGUUUGUGCAGUGGCGCCUCCUCAAGGGUGGUGGCAGCACUAUGGACCGCAGCGUCGCAGAGCCUAUUGGCAGUGUGGAACAAGUGCGUGAUGUCUACCGCAUCACGGAGGCGGGUGUGGAGACUCUACAGCACCCGCCGUCGUGGCGCACACCAUUCCGCAACGACUUUGCAGACGAGCGUCUGCAGGAACUCAAGCAGGCACCAUUCAAGAGGGAGAAAUGGGCCUCCCUCAUUCGUGGUAAGUACACACCGAAGCGUAAGCAGUUUGGCUACACGCAGCACACUACUGUAGAUGACUUCGAGACAAAGGAGUACAAGGACCGUCUGCUCUCAAAGCAGUUCUUCCAUAACCCGCAGGCGUUUGAGGUCAUCCCUGACAAGCGUGACCGUUCGGUAAUGUUCGGUGGGAAGUGGGAGUACCAGCGCACACACGGUCUGCCAACAGUGGACCGCAACGAACUGGAGAACGGCUGGAGUGAGGUGGAGCCCGUCUCGGAUGCGGAGAUGCAGGUGAUUGAGCAGGCGGUGCGCGACAUUAGCGGCCGCCGCCCAGGCAAUUUUAUCAAGUCACCCACCAAGGUCAAUGCGCUGCAGCUCAAUGAAAGUUGGUGGCGGCCGUUGGAGUUUGGGUGGGAGCAGCACAAUAAAGAGCAGAAGGCACUUGUGGACGCGACGGAGCAACGGCUCAUUGACGGCGCGAGUCUCCCUUUUGGCGGGAAGAUUCCACCGUUUGGCACGUCCUGCGGCGUUGGCGAGCGUAUACGGGAAAUUGCGGAGGAUUAUGCAAAGGGAUUUGGUCUGGGGCCACACGGGCACUCACCCUCGCAUGACACAAGUCACUUUAAUACCCUCAAUUCGGAGAAUAAGCGUGCGUUGGACCUUGGCUACAAGGACGCUAUUGUUCGCAUGUUUGACGAGAAGCUUGGGGACAAAGACGUGCAUCAGUGGGCGGCGGAGCAGUGUCCCGAUGGGGAGGCGGAUGUGCGGCAGUUGUUGCUCUCGCUGCAUGAGUGGCGUGAGCGAGGCCGCCCACCGUCGCUUCUGCUAUCUCGGGUGCUAUCCAAGUACCUCGAGGGGGAAAUCACGGCGUUCAACAAGGAUGUGCCAGCCACGGUGCCGAAGUUGUCGCUGCAGCUGGUGGAUGGCACGUUGUCACCAUCUGGCAAUGGCGGUGAGCGGAGCGGGACAGUUUGGGCAGAUGUGGACCCUACCGCCUACGCACUGCAGUACGCCAGCGAACGUCGUCAUGGCAGCUCCGAUGAGCCAUUCAUUUUUCACCUGUUGAAGCGCGCCCGGCUGGAUGGACGCAACGUGACUUUCACUGACCCCGUCUACAACGCCCACCUCGAGAGUGCUGUCGUGAGUGAGUUUCAGCUUGCCCUCGCAGCGCUGGUUGGCAAAGGCAUUUCGUCGAGUUUUCUGGCCCAGAAGACCGGCCAGUUGCACCGUGGGUCGGUGCGGUGGAGUGGGAACGUCAUUCCCUUCGUCAAGAGCCGCGAGUUGGCCAAGUUGCUGGAGCGGAUGGGGCUCACUUCAGAGAACAUUGCCGUCGUGAUGCGUGGUUUGGCAAACUGCCCGGAGCAGGAGUCCGUCGGUGAAGAUUUUGCCGUUCCGGUGUCGCUCAUACUUUCAUGGGGCGGUCCUACUUCUGCUGCGGUGACGGAGCGCAAAGGUAACUCCGCGCAGUCGCGACAGGAGCAGCAGCGCAAAGGCUCCGUCGCGCUCUCCAGUGCCCUUAGGCAGUUGGGGCAGCCGCGCGGUACUGCACGUAACUGGCAGAGCGAAGACAAGAUGGUGGUACACGUUCUCGAGGAGCUCGCGUUGCGCAACGAUGGUCUUGUGAUGGACAUUCAGUACGCAGUGCGGGAGAACCGGAGGAAUCCACUGCUGCGGAACGAGUUUUUUGCUGCACUUCUCCCUGUGUUUGGCGGUAACCACGAGAAGGUGUCGCAGUUGUACAUCGAUUACUGCGAGGGAAAAUAUGUGCCGAACAUCACCGUUGCUGUGGAUGCCUUCAUUGCAUUCCUGUACAAUGUCACACAGCACCCGGAUGUGUACCCUGGCAGCACAUACUUUGAGGUGGACAAAACAAGUGGCCCACACGCUGGGCAAUACGCGUCGCUGAAGCUGCUUGACCCGCUCGGCGGUCCAUUUGUGUUUGACAACAUAAAGGCCGAGCACAUUGAGACGGUGGAGCGAUUUAAGCGGCACGGCAUUCUUACCGGGCCGGUGCGCGCCCCCGCGACGGGAUUUAUCGCUGCCAACUGCAAGUCAUUGAAUUACUUCACACGGCGGCCGGAGGAGGUGGUGUAUGUCACCACCGACGCCGAUCAGGGCCUACGCCGCGCGCUGGAAAAGUCGGCACACUACAAACUCAUCGCCGCCAAUCCGGCACUGCAGUUUCUACUAAACGCCCAGCACGGCGCGGGUAUUGUGGCGUCGUUUAACCGCUUCUUCUACCGCACCAUGCCGAUGCUCAGCUUCUACCAGAAGGUGCUGGCAGAAUAUACCGCCACCGUGCAGCCACUGCGGCAGGAGGCUCAGAACAGCGUGCGUGGGUUAGCCCGUGCGCUGGAGAGUGAGCGCUCUACCGCGAUUGAGGAAUUCCGCCGCAACAGCGAACGGUACUGGCGAAACAUAUUGGAGGGGCGUGGCGCGGAGCAAGCGAUGGUUGGUGGUGCUGGUGGCAGUGGCGGUGGGAGGGGAGGAAGUGGCAGCAGCGGAGGCGCCGCGACGUCUCGCGGGGAUGUCGAGACACGUCAGGUUUCAAAGGCGCUCGGCAGCACCGGCGCGGGCGACAACAGAAGAGGUGGACAGCGGCAACAGCAACAACAACAACAACAGCAGCAGAGGCAACAGCGCCAAGCCGAUGGGGAUCGUAGUGGUGUGCACACAACAUUUGCGCCACGCAAGAGCGGCUCNAACAACAGCAGCAGAGGCAACAGCGCCAAGCCGAUGGGGAUCGUAGUGGUGUGCACACAACAUUUGCGCCACGCAAGAGCGGCUCACGCGGCAUGA
Messenger RNA from Trypanosoma grayi, 5223 nucleotides. RefSeq lists its product as hypothetical. The coding region runs from base 1 to 5223 and encodes 1740 amino acids. The transcript has a single exon. NCBI's taxonomy places the organism in Eukaryota, Euglenozoa, Kinetoplastea, Trypanosomatida, Trypanosomatidae. The record is from RefSeq and is a predicted model, not a curated record.